UAUCCUUUUGGAAAUAUCAAAUAUUCCUGUUUCAUCAUUAUCGUUUAGGAACUGCGACAUAUAAUGUUUGUGUGAUUCAGUGUUACAUUAUAAAUAUGUUUCAAACAUGUAAAGGUGUACUCGUGGUAUUGUCUUUUCUUAUAAUUGCUGCACGUUGUGGAUUGGAAAUAAUACCAGAGCGGACGAAGGUUAUUUAUGUCAAUCAAAAAUACUUUUAUAAUUUAAGCCUUGAGGUAAAGAAAUAUAGCAGAACCAGCCCAUACUACUAUAACUUAGAUAUGACGACCAAACAACCAUGGACUAACAACGUAACGUUGCAUAUCAGUUUUAAUGAGUACGUCCAGAACGAGUAUCGUAGUUCAUUUAUUGAGUUGCAUCGAAAGUUCUGUGACUUAAUGAAAUUCGACAAAUUCAUUGGAAAUAUGAUCAAAUAUUUCGGAAUAGAUUGCCCGUUGCCAGCUGGUACGCUGAGAUUGAUCAACUUUACAAUAAUCCUAGACAAGCUUCCAAACGUGUUUCCAUUCAGAAAGUGUCGCGUUGACUGUGCAGUAACAAGCACAGCAACAAAUGAAUCCAUGGCUGUGUUGUAUACUUUAGCAACGUUAAGGAACUCUAAACGUACUGGAUGAUGGAAUAAGAUAUUUUGAUUCCAACAUCUGAUUAUUAUUGUAUUGUAUAAUUGUUCCAUUUACUUGACCAAUACCAGGAACACCAGGAAUACCAGUCUUCUCUUCUCUUUUAUACGUCCUAUAAUUUAUUUGUCUCUGCCCUCAAUGUCGGCCUUACC
Danaus plexippus (monarch butterfly) is the source of this 787-nucleotide messenger RNA. RefSeq lists its product as uncharacterized. NCBI's taxonomy places the organism in Eukaryota, Metazoa, Arthropoda, Insecta, Lepidoptera, Nymphalidae. The transcript is spliced from 4 exons. Bases 96 to 629 code for a protein of 177 amino acids. The record is from RefSeq and is a predicted model, not a curated record.